Messenger RNA from Diatraea saccharalis (sugarcane borer), 2674 nucleotides. The record is from the annotation of a GenBank genome assembly. Lineage: Eukaryota; Metazoa; Arthropoda; Insecta; Lepidoptera; Crambidae.
UAGUUACCGAAAAAUAUUGUGCGUUUAGUAGCCUUUUUAUGAAAUAUAUUAUAUAACAUACGAUUUAAUCGUCAAAAUAACAAGUUAAUCGCUGGGCUUAAGCCAAACCAUGUGUGCUAUUAUCGAUUAAUAGAUUCUUUAACACACUUGAAGGAAUCUGCUAGUAUAUUGGAUAGGUUUCUUUUCUAUUUUAAUCAAAUUUAUAGGUGGAGUACUGGUUCCGAAAACUAGUGGACGACUCCUCAGAUCGGAACAUCCCCCGUCGCCGGCGACAGUAUAGAAUGCUCAUGGACGAUGAUUUCUAGCGAGCGCUGGGACUCGGCUGGGGUGAGAGCCACGGGUGAAGAGGCGCUACUGGCAGCGCGUGUGCAGAGCGUGCGCCCUUUAUGGGCCCCGGUGCCCCCACCCAGGUCCCCACCUCGUCUCCGAGCACCCAGCCCGCCACCAAUCCCGAGGAAAAUCAGAGCGAGACGACGACAACCGAGGCGACUGCAAGCUUUAGCUCCACCCCCACCAGCCUACUGCUUGGAAGUACCAGCGCAGUUGUUUUGCGAUCCGACAUGCAAGUUUCACUUUGACCCGCCUCGUCCACCGCAGCUGACGGACUGUCAGCGUGCUAUGAGUCGACUGUCAGCAAGUGUGCAAGCGGCAAUACGAGCGUCAGCUGCGCGGUGUCCGCCAUACCGUGGAACCAACGUCAGUCGUUACGCCCCCACAGGACAAAGGCCGGGCCGCUGUCCUGAUCGCCGCUACGGUGUCUGGUGGCCUAAAGAUCAUCCAUCACCAAGACUCGAACGAUUCCAAAUCACCUCUAUAUCUCAACCUCCAGAAUCUAAACCAAAAAUCACUAAAACUGAACCUCAAGAAAAAAUUGUAAGUAACGAAAAUAACAAUGAAAACAGUCAACCGCCGCCAGAGAAAUCCACACCACCAGCAGAUAAGACAGAGAUUCCUAAGACAGCUGAACAGAUCGCAGCUGAUGGUCAGUUACCGUCGACGAGUUCGGCAACUUUAGAUACAAACUUGAGAAAAAAACGUCUAUACAGCACGGUUCUCAGUAUGAGUGCGCCAACACCGAUGAAUUUAACGUCCGUUGGUUGUGUAAGGUUAUCACAGAAACUUGUGGCACCGGGAAUCCUGAAAUUAAAUCCGAAAAUCGUCUUGCCAUCAGCGAGGAUAAGGCCACCUAAUGUGGAUAAUAAAUUCGAAGAGUUGGAGAAAGAAGCUUUGGAACAGUACAAAGCAUCUGACGAAAGUAUAGAUACUAAAUUUCGGGAACUAGAAAAACAAGCAGUCGAACAGUAUAGUACCAGUAACAGUAACACUAGUUGUAGUAGCGGCAAUUCAGGUGAAAAGGGCGUUUCGACAACUUCACCCGUGUCAGACGAUUCAAAAAACAAAAAGCAACCAGCAAAAUUUCAUAAGGAUAAAAUGGUGGAUAGUGUUGUUAUAUAUUCUCAAAACUUUCCUGACCUUAACUCUAAGGGACAUACGUCGAGUGUUGUAAAUUUAAAAAACUUCCACACCCCCCCGAGGGGGGAAAAAAAGGAACAAACACACAGACCGAGUAAAAUGCGGAAUAUUAAGAACGAUUCGCAACGUGCGGCAUCAGAUACAGAUUACGAAGCCCGCGAAAAAACUCAUAAAGGUUCUAUGCGGUGGACAUUGCACGUGGUGCCACCGAAGAAGAGACACAUGACGUCAUGCGUUUCAGAUUUCUCUUCUGAUGAAGAGAUGGAGGAUGCUAGUGAUGCGAUAAAAGAUGCUGCGCCACGUAUCAAGAACCACGCUGGGAGUAAAAUCAAAAUGUCCGCGCAUGGGGGCGGAGAUCUCCAUCCGAUUAUGAGGAAAACAUAGCAUUUUGGAACAGUGUCCAGAAUGGAGUGUGGUGUAUUAACCGAUGGAUUGCUAACCAUUUAUUUUUACACUUUACCUAAUACUCUUACCACUGAAAGUUGAAUAAUAGAAGAAUUACUGAGAUAUCAUAAUAUUAAAGUUAAUCUCAUAAGUGAAAUCAUUUUUUGACUAUUCAAUGUCAACUUUUAGUGGUCAGAAUCAGUUUUUGAUAGAAAUAUUAUGGUGGAUAUGGUUUAUGUGAGAUCCGUAAUUGUGUGUAUCGAACUGUGACGUGACCGGCCAAUGUCCUAUGUAACAAAAAGCUAUUUAGCAAUGUGCUUAUUUUUACUAGUCAUAAACGAUUUGUAUAUAUAUUUUUGUAUUUUUAAAUUUAUUAUUAUAGAAAAAUAAGUAAAUUCAGUUCACAAAAAAAUAAUUUAGCAAAAUUUUAAUUCAUUAGGUAUUUAACAAAAAAUAAAUUGUAUACUACAUUUUCUUUCUCGAAGCUGUUAUUUUUUCAUUUUAUAAGUUGCAUGGAAUUAAAAUCAAUCAAAAUUAAAAACCAAGUCCGUUACAUCAACAAUGUUUAUAUUGGCUGAAAACUUUGGAAUGAUAAAUAGUAAACAUAAUUAACACUUACAUAACAAGCUCAGAUUAAUAUCAUAGCUAAUUCGACAAUAUCAACUAUCUAGAAACUUUUCCAAAUCUGAUCUGUCUUCAUCCAGUUGAACUUGUUCUAAACUUAUUUUAGGUGAUGCUGAACCUGAAAUAGACAUUUAUAUUUAAAUAGGCCAGUUGACAAUUUUACUUUUAUUUUGUGGAUAAAUAUUCAAUUAAU